UCUUUCAGGAUAAAUCAGCAGAUAUGUCCUCAAAGAGUAGUGCAUCUGCUUCACUUAUGAGCUUAGCUCCAUAUUCUCUCUCCAUGAAUCAUCAUGGCCGUGGUGAUGUUAUGCCAUCAGGAGCACUACUUGCAACAAGGCGUCUAUUGGAAGAAAAUAAUCAGGCCCUUAACAAAAUUUCAGCUAACCUCUCAACAUUCAAGUUGCAGGACAAUGUUUAUCUUUUUUUCCAGACGAAGAACAACUUAACUGCCGUUUUAAAUAACAUGAAAAAUAUGCCAGGGAUUAUGAGCCAAAUGCCACCACUUCCAGUUUUCUUGAAUGAGGAACUUGCUAGUAGUCUUUUGCCUAGUUCAUCUCAGCCCAUGAUGUUUGGCUGCAGAAGCGGAAUCCGGUUGAAACAGGAGCCAGCUUGUUGAUAGAGAAUGCUUGGUGCUCAGUUUGGAUUAUUGGCUAGUGUAAGUACACAAUUUUAGUGUAAAUGCAUAAUAAGCUGGCAGUACUUACAAUGAUCAGGCCGAUGCGAAGAAUAUUUCUGACCCAUUUUCGGAAACUGAAUAUCGAGCAUAAAGUACCAGGAAAUAACAGCCUUACUUCAUCUCUUAUCGUGCAAAACUGUGCCGAGAUAAUGCACUUAGAAGCUUAAGGUCACGUUUCCCCUUUCCGCGUGAAAAUUCGAGUAACAAAUAUAACUUCUGAAUCAUCCUUUAGUAUUGUAAUGUUAUCCUUUUGCAGCUUCUUGCAUUGUUUAUCUAAUUUGCUGUAAAAAUCGAAUUAUUGAGUAUUGGAUUGAAGUGAACUCAAAUAGAGCGGCAUGGAUAUAAAUUUGUGGAGCCACCCUUAUCCAACGGGCGUCAACUCACACCACUGGAAGAUUACAUUGUAUAGAUAAGAAACUUUUUUGUUGAUGUAUAUAUUGCAUGUUGAAUCCCAUUGGCUACUUCGUGUGUGUUUCUUUAUAUU
This is a messenger RNA of Lycium ferocissimum, 963 nucleotides long. RefSeq lists its product as uncharacterized. Lineage: Eukaryota; Viridiplantae; Streptophyta; Magnoliopsida; Solanales; Solanaceae. The record is from RefSeq and is a predicted model, not a curated record. The transcript has 5 exons. The coding region runs from base 24 to 419 and encodes 131 amino acids.